This is a messenger RNA of Mesorhabditis spiculigera, 258 nucleotides long. Lineage: Eukaryota; Metazoa; Nematoda; Chromadorea; Rhabditida; Rhabditidae. The record is from the annotation of a GenBank genome assembly.
AUGUUGCUGCGACGGCUCGUCUCGCCACAAGUCCUCAACAGCUUCUCCGUCCGGUGGAACUGCCCGUGGCACAGAAGCAACUUCAGGCCCUGCUAUUUUCCCUUCAAAAUCAAGGACAAGGUCAACACCGAAACCGUUGAAGCCCGAACAAAAACACGAGGCGGACGUUUGAUGCUGAUGCGACGGGUCCUGCGCGAACAACCAUUUUUGGGCUAUAUAACCGCGCCGAAGCCAAGCGACAAAGUGGAAUUCCCUCUG